Magnolia sinica is the source of this 2486-nucleotide messenger RNA. Its product is annotated as CSC1-like protein ERD4. Gene Ontology annotation, molecular function: calcium-activated cation channel activity. Gene Ontology annotation, cellular component: plasma membrane. The record is from RefSeq and is a predicted model, not a curated record. Lineage: Eukaryota; Viridiplantae; Streptophyta; Magnoliopsida; Magnoliales; Magnoliaceae. The coding region runs from base 61 to 2217 and encodes 718 amino acids. The transcript is spliced from 6 exons.
AGAGAGAGAGAGAGAGAGAGAGAGAGAGAGAGAGAGAGAGAGAGAGAGAGAGAGAGAGAGAUGGAUCUGAGCUCUUUCCUUACAUCCCUUGUAACCUCAUUCAUCAUAUUCAUGGUACUGGUAUUCGUAUUCACAUGGCUGUCGAGGAAGCCUUCCAACGCAGUCAUCUACUAUCCAAACCGUAUUUUGAAGGGUUUGAAUCCUUGUGAAAGUGGGAGGAGAACCAGGAACCCUUUCGCUUGGAUUGGAGAGGCGUUGAGAUCGUCUGAGGAAGACAUUAUCGCCAUGUCCGGCGUUGACACCGCCGUUUAUUUCGUCUUCUUAAGCUCUGUACUGGGGAUAUUCACUCUAUCCGGCAUCGUGCUGCUGCCGGUUCUUCUUCCGGUUGCUGGAACUGACAAGGGCAUGAAAUCAAAAUCUGAAGGCAACAACAACGAGGCCAUGACCAGCCUUGACAAGCUAUUGAUGGGAAACGUCACGGAAAACAGUCCAAGGUUGUGGGCAUUUCUACUAGGGACAUACUGGGUUUCUUUUGUUACGUUUUACGUGUUAUGGAAAGCUUACAAACACUGUUCGGAGCUGAGAGCAGCUGCAGAAAUGGAUCCGGGGUUGAAACCUGAGCAAUUCACAGUAUUGGUUAGAGACAUCCCGCCAGUCCCAGAAGGCCAAACGCGGAAAGAACAGAUCGAUUCGUAUUUCAAAAGUCUCCAUCCGGAGACAUUCUACAGAUCGAUGGUGAUCACGAACAACAAAGAGGCCAAUAAGAUCUGGGAAGAGUUGGAGAGCUACAAGAAGAAGCUUGAACGUGCGGAAUUGACAUUUUCAGAGUCGAAAACCGCAAGCAACCCCGAUGGAACAAGGCCUACAAACCGAACUGGCCUCCUUGGCCUGAUCGGACAGCAAGUCGACACGAUCAACCACUGCAAUGACAAGAUCAAAGACCUCAGUCAGCAACUAGAGGUCGAGCAGAAGAUCACUGUUAAAGAGAAGCAACAAGCGUCUGCUCUAGUCUUCUUCAACAGCAAGCCGGCUGCGGCCACAGCUGCCCAGACCCUCCACGCACAGAUAAUUGACACAUGGACGGUGAUGGAAGCUCCCGAGCCCCGCCAGCUGAUAUGGACCAACAUAACAAUGAAAUUCUAUGAGAGGCAGAUAAGGAAGUAUGUGAUCUACACCAUUGCAUUCUUGGCCAUAGUCUUUUACAUGGUCCCAAUUGCAUUUGUAUCGGCCUUCACGACACUAAGGAAUCUUAGAAAUCUUCUACCAUUCUUGAAGUCGAUUGUCGAUCAGCCCGCGAUCAAGACUAUCCUGGAAGCUUAUCUACCGCAGAUUGCGUUGAUUGUGUUCUUGGCUUUGCUGCCGAGCUUCCUACUGUUUCUAUCGAAGUCUGAGGGGAUACCAUCUGAAAGCCAUGUUGUGAGAGCGGCCUCUGGGAAGUAUUUCUACUUCAUUGUAUUCAAUGUCUUUCUUGGAGUUACAUUGAGUGGGACGUUGUUCAGCUCUUUGAAGACGAUCGAGAAGAAUCCGAACCAGAUCAUAACAAUUCUUGGCCAUAGCUUGCCUACAAAUGCGUCAUUCUUCCUCACAUUUGUUGCUCUGAAGUUCUUUGUUGGCUAUGGGCUCGAGCUGUCGCGUUUGAUUCCUCUGAUAAUUUACCAUCUAAAAAAGAAGUAUAUGUGCAAAACCGAAGCCGAGGUGAAAGAAGCAUGGGCCCCAGGAGAUCUUGGUUUUGCCACUAGAGUUCCCAACGACAUGCUGAUUGUAACCAUCGUCCUCUGCUACUCCGUCAUCGCUCCUCUGAUCAUUCCCUUUGGUGUCAUGUACUUCGGCCUUGGAUGGCUCAUCCUUCGGAACCAGGCAUUGAAAGUCUACGUCCCUUCUUUCGAAAGCAACGGUCGGAUGUGGCCCCACAUGCAUUCCCGGAUAUUAGCGGCCCUGAUCCUCUAUCAGAUCACCAUGACCGGCUUCUUUGGUGUGAAGAAAUUCUACUACACCCCGUUCUUGAUACCCCUCCCUAUACUCUCACUCAUCUUCGCCUAUGUGUGUAACAAACGUUACUAUCUCGCCUUUCGAUCCACACCGUUGGAAGUCGUGGCCCACUCCGCGAAGGACGUCCCGAACAUGGAGAUGGUCUUUGCUGCGUAUGUCCCACCUUGUAUGAGCUUGGACAAGUUCAACGAUGCAGAUCAGUUCGGAGAAGCUCGAUCUCAGCCGUAGAGAGUGUGACCAUCUUUUCCUUGAUGUACAUACAUUUGUUUUGGAUGAUUUUUUUUGUUGAUGUUCUUUGUAUUGGAUUGGGCCCACCAUCGAUGGGCCAUGCUGAAAUGGGCCGUAUUGAUGUGUGGUUGGAUGCAGAUCUUCCAUCUCUAGUGGGUCCCAACGGUUGUGCAUGUGUGCAUGAACCAGUUGAAGGGAUACCCCACAUCAAUGUCUGAUGGACGGUGUAGACUUUCCGUUGUUGAUGUAUGGGCGGGAUCGGGCCCAGA